Molecule: messenger RNA, 1053 nt
Organism: Glossina fuscipes
Lineage: Eukaryota; Metazoa; Arthropoda; Insecta; Diptera; Glossinidae
Product: TOX high mobility group box family member 4-like
Exons: 1
Coding region: 1-1053 (350 amino acids)
Biological process (GO): regulation of transcription by RNA polymerase II
Cellular component (GO): nucleus
Molecular function (GO): chromatin DNA binding
Source: RefSeq, a predicted model, not a curated record
AUGAACAGGCAAUUCCAUGUACCGUCGCUUGAUGAUGAAAUUUUCGAUAUGACUGAUGUUGGCUCUAACUCCAAUUCUGCUACCAAUGCAGAGAGAAUAUUACCGGCUAGCAAGAACAUACAACAAACUGAGCAACUACAGAAUAGAAAAAUGGGAGAAGUCAGUAAUACAUCGGAGGAAAUUUAUACUUCAAACGUUCCGUGUUCCGCAGUGACUAAUCACAACAUUUGCGAUUCGCAAAAUCAAAGCACACCUAAGUACGUUAUAAUUUCAACGCCAACCAACAGCACAAUAGCGUCGCGAAAACAAGCAAAAGUUACUACAAAAGUCAACAAUGGCAAUCCCUGCGAUCCUAAUGAACCGACUAAACCUGUAUCUGCGUAUUCCAUGUUCUUUCGAGAUACGGUCAACGCUAUAAAACAUGAGAAUCCGGGGUGUACCUUUGGUGAGCUAUCCCGUAUUGUGGCAUCAAUGUGGGACGUUUUAGAUCCGAUUCAUAAGAAUGCCUAUAAUAAACGUAAUGAAAUGGCUCGUCAUGGCUAUGUAAAACAAAUGGCAAUUUAUAGACGGCAAAUAUUAGAGCAGCAAGAGGCAAAGAAAGCCCAGCAACGAGAGCAAAAACAGACACAGCAAAUUUCAGGUACUUCAACAUCGAAUCCAAUUAAUAUGAAUGCGCGUGAAACAUAUGUAAAUUUAAAUGUUAAAGGAGAAAAGUACCAGCAGCAUCAUUCACCUACCCAAAACCAACAACAACUGACCCAAGGUCGUAACACUUUAACAGCUGCAAAGGAGGAGUCAUCCGUUAUAAUGUCUAAGCCUGUAGGCGUUGCAUCCACGACAUCGACAAUUACUUCUGUAACUCCUAGUUCCUCGGAUAAGCACACACUUCACAAGGCCAAGCCAAUUCAAAUGUGCAUUCGCGAAAAUUGCAACAAACGCGCCAUCAUUAAUCCUGAUUGGGAAGAUGAGUAUUGCAGCAAUGAAUGCGUCGUGAUACAUUGUCGCAAUGUAUUCAACUCUUGGGUGCAAAUGGAAAACAAACGAGAACCGUAG